UUUCAUUGAACGGAUGCGCAUGCCAUAAAGUCUCUCUGUUUUGUCAAAUGGAUUUAAGAAUAACACUGUGUUGAUCUUUAUAUUUUGAAGCAGGGAAAAUAUUUCAAAGAAAAAAAACAUUACAAUGGCAGAUGAAUUAUUCACCAAGAGACUUCCAAUUCUGUUUAAAUCGCCGGAUCGCGAGGACAGGCGAGAACAUGUCACAUUGAAGAUGGAACUACAGACAAUAUCCUCUCCUCUGCACAAAAAGGAGCUAGUGGUCAGACUCACAGAUGAGAGGGAUUUAUUCUUCUUGUACACACUGAAAUUGGGUGAAGAAGAUUUCCAAAGCCUGAAAACCCAACAGGGAUUAUUGGUGGACUUUGCCCAGUUCCCCCAGAAGUUCAUAGACCUAUUAGACAUGUGUCUAAGGGAAGAACACAAAGAAUUUCCCAAAUUCAUCCUUCAUUUUAUCUCCCAGGGUUCUUUGAAUGGAGAGCGUACAACCUGCACAUUGAAUGUAAUAGAAACAAACCCAUUCAAGCACCUGACUCACCUCAGUCUGAAAUUUAUACCUGGAACAGAUUCAGAUAUUAAGAAAUACCUGGCAGAUUGUUUGAAACAGUUUAAGGACACCAAUUCUUUACUGCAACAAAGACUAGAGCACACAGACACAAAUUUAAAUCAGAAACUUCAGCAGACAACAGAGGCAUUGAGCAGCAAGACCAUAGAACUUGACCAUCUAAAAGCAGAAUGGACGGCUAAAAUGAACGACUUGGCAGCCAAGCAUAAACAUGAAAUGGCAACAGAAAAGGAAAAGGCCAUUCAGAUGCAGGGCAGUUAUCAGCAGAGACAAGAAAGGGAAAGAAAAGACAUGGAGCAAGCUCACAUGAAGAUCGUCAAGCAGAUGGAGUCCAGACUGUAUGAGAUGGAGGGGGUCAAUAAGGAUUUAACAGACAGAAAAUACAAAUCAGAGUCCUCAAUCCGUGAACUCAAGUCCAAGCUCUCCACUCUGGAAGAGGAGCACAUGCGGGUCAAGCAGGAACUACAGGGACUGAGGAAACAGAACUCCUCCCUGGACGGGGAGUACCACGAGAAAGAGAAGCUCAUCCAUCAGCUGACCACCAGGGUCGCCGUCCUUGAGCAGGAGGUCAAGGACAAAGAGAUGGUCAUCAAUAAGUCCACUGAUCUGCUCAGUUCAGAGCAGGAAAGGAAGGUCCGACUGGAAGAAGAAUUAGAGUAUAAGCAGAAAGAGAAUUACAAACUGGAAAACAAAGUGAAAGCUAUGUCAGACGAACUUAUGAAAGGGAAUGAGAUCAUCAAAAAGCUCCAGGGGGAGAUUAAAAACUACCAUGCUAAGGUGAAACUAAGGAGUCAGAUCGCAAAUGAGCAAGAGAAGUUGCUGGGUGAAAAAGACCAGGAGCUAGAAAGGCUGCGACAGGAACUGGCCAGCACAAAGGACAGCCUGAGGCAGAAGGAAGACGAGAGCAAGAAGCUGUCAGAUAACUUGGAAACUACAGUUCAGAAAUUAGAAGAAAGUCGUCAACUGUUAAAAACUAAUGAAAAUGUUAUACAGUGGUUGAACAAACAGAUCACAGAGACCCAGUUAACACAGCAGAGAGUGGGAACAUUCGAGAACCCAGGAGCUACCUCAAACUUCAGACCCUCAAGUUCUGCACUGCAUAAUUACAGCACUUCCAGUUAUGGCUCUAUGAACUCCCACACUGAGGGACCAGGGUCAGGUGUCGGCAUCCCAAGGACAUACCCCAAUACUCACAGACAGCCCCAGGUUCAGUAUAACCCUGGACAGCCUCGACGGACGGGACUACCCCAGCCCAUGUCCAGGGCCUCACACCCACCUUCAAUCCCGGAAGAAUCCCGACCUAAAUCCUCACAGUCAUCAGCUAUCACAGGGCUCUCAGGGGGAGACAAAGAAAAUGACCCACCGCUUGAUCCCAAAUAUCUCCAGAAAAGAGAAGAGCCGAUACACCUUCGUGGGUUAGGAGGUCGCAUGGAGUCUCCCCCUAUCAUACAGACCUCGGCGUUCCCUCCUGUACAUGCCACCAGGGUGGGGCAGCACUCUAUGGCCCCCAAGACUGGUCAGCCUCCUCUAGCAUCAGCAUAUUUCCCUGGACAAAAAAUGUCAUGACAUCCAUAUGGAGGAAUUUUUAAAACAUUGUAUGGUUCAUCAUCCAGGGAGUUGUAAACUGCACACAACACUGCUGGCAAAGCACACUCCAGGGAGUAUUCCAGUUCCAGCUUCCCGAAUCCAAGUCCAUGAUCAAAGAUCCAGAAAUGGAAACACAUUUAAUCCCUGAUUAAAUUCUAUAUAUCAUGCUAUAGAAAAUCGCAAUAUACUACGUUUUUUUU
Magallana angulata is the source of this 2349-nucleotide messenger RNA. RefSeq names its product spindle assembly abnormal protein 6 homolog. The transcript has 16 exons. Gene Ontology annotation, cellular component: centrosome; centriole. Gene Ontology annotation, biological process: centriole replication. Bases 125 to 2128 code for a protein of 667 amino acids. Lineage: Eukaryota; Metazoa; Mollusca; Bivalvia; Ostreida; Ostreidae. The record is from RefSeq and is a predicted model, not a curated record.